AUGCUCUCAGAUUUGUUUCUGAGUCGGUCGCGAACUCAGCUUUACGGCUAUGACAAAGUUCGCGUACCCUUCCAUGCCAUCCGGGCUGCACAGCUAGUUUCCAGCAUCAUUGUUGGCAGUAUAAUGUCAUUCUUCAUCUAUCAUUUACAACACGAUCACUGGCCGACACCAUGGACUUUCAAAGUGCUCAUGAGCGUUUCCUGGAUCACGAUAGCCAUUCUGGCUGCUACCAUCGCUCUCCACUUGCUCAGUGGUCUCAAUCCUCGUCUCAACCUCAUUCUGAACUCGACCAUCUUUGUCAUUUGGACUACUGGUUUCGGCAUGCUGUCUUGGUGGAUGUGGGGAACGUUGACACAUUAUUGUGAUGUCGGCCACUGGAACGAUGGCACUGGCAUCAUGGUAUGCAAGAUCUACAAGGCAUUGUUCACCUUUGCUCUGCUUGGACUUGUCUCGACCCUGUUGGCAGUUGUGCUGGACAUUCACAUCAGCCGUAUGAACGGUCUCCGUGGCCAACAUUUCCGCCUGAACCUUCGCGGCGACAGAAAGACCAACGACACUAUCCCCAUGAACGGCCCUUACACCGACGUCAACUCUCAGGCAAACUCGCACGAGGAUCUUACUCACUCUCACGAGAGUCUACCACACAUCGCGACUGGAGAAGGUUUUGAGAUCCCCAGCCUUGGAUCGCAGAAGACUAGAGCUGGCUACACAAUUCCGGAAUCACAAUUCGACUACGAGACCGGAUAUCACGGAGGUCAUGCUGAGAGAGUGUUUGGCGCGAACUAG
Molecule: messenger RNA, 786 nt
Organism: Aureobasidium namibiae CBS 147.97
Lineage: Eukaryota; Fungi; Ascomycota; Dothideomycetes; Dothideales; Saccotheciaceae
Exons: 3
Coding region: 1-786 (261 amino acids)
Source: RefSeq, a predicted model, not a curated record